UGGUGUAUCUUAUUCAGAAUUGGGGUUAAUGGUGAGUGCUGCAGUAGCUUUUUUUGUAGUUGCUGGAGAAACUUGCCAAACUCAUGCCACAAUAUGGCAAUGUUCUAGUUUGUGGAGUUUAAAAGGGAGGCAAGUGGAACAUAAAGCACCUGUCAGUCAUCCCAGUGGAACAGCCGAAGCAGGGCAGGCACUGUUGACCCAAUUAUGCAGCGUUGCUCAUGUGGUGGGCCAGUGAAGGGGAGGAGCUUAGAGGGUGGGCUGAUCACUGCCAACAAACAACACUGAGCCCAUUGCCAGAAGGGAAGGUUUCUUCAGAUUUCUUCUGACACCUGUAGAUUAUUUUAAGGAGCUACUUGGAUCGUUCGAGCGCCACCUGACUGAAUGGCUGUCCAGCGGUGGAUGAAUUAAAAUGCAGUGUGUUCUGGAGAGAGUGUAUGUGUGCAGUGCAUGGACACUCUCAACAUGAAGACAUUGGUCUGUGUGUCGCAGCUGGCUGUGAUUCUGCUCUACGUUCCUCUUGUACAGGUUUUAACCAUUCUGGGCAAUUCCCACUCCAAAGUGAUGCUGUUCCCUGAGGCGUGGGGCCGCAGUCAGUGUCGUUCUCUGGAGCAGAUGGUGGAGGUGGAGCAGGAGUAUCCCGGAGGAGUCGAACACAUCUAUAAUCCCGGCUGUGUGCCGCUGCUGCGCUGCUCCGGAUGCUGCAACGAUGACAAACUGACCUGUUUCCCCGCCAGCACACACAACAUCAGCAUCCAGCUGUUGAGAAUCACCCCGGCGGAGAGGAGCAGAGAAUAUGUGCUGCUUUCCUUCCUGGAGCACCAGAGCUGUGAGUGCAGGCCCAGGCGACACCACCUGAGAAAUCAGCACAGGAGGAGGCGGAAGGGCAAACGCAGGAGGAGACGGAGAGGAAGGAUGAGGAUUGAGACACAGCCGGGAUAUGAUGAUCACUAUGGCAAAUAGGCACAGACUCCAUUCAUCACACAAGCACUUCUGGACUUUGGAUCAGGAUCAGGAUCAGCACAAAACCCGGCUUCUAGCGAUCAACACAUCUGUGUUUAUACUGACAGUACUGGAUCACAGAUUGUCUUUGAGAAACCAGUCAAUAACGCUGCUAAACUGAAGGAAACAGGCUUUAUCAGUGAGCAAAUGUGAAAUACCUCAGUGCUGCUAUACAAUUAACUCAACAGUCUGGGACAUUUACAAUAAAAUUAUAUAAACAACACUAUGUAUGUUCAUAUCCCCAUUAUGUGUCUUAAUGUAUUUUAUAAAACAAUAAACUCACAGUAUUUAAAGAAAUAAAACUAUUUGUUUUAUUUUGUUAGAAUGGAGUGAGUGAGUUUUCUGUGCAUGCAUGCAUUUAUUUACAAAAGAGGACUUUUAAGUCAUCUCUCAAAGUCUCCAGAUUAAAUUAAGGUCUUCUCUUCCCUCUGCGGUUGAACACACUGUUCUCGCUUCGCCCGACAGUCACGUGUCAUAUAUUUA
Molecule: messenger RNA, 1482 nt
Organism: Carassius auratus (goldfish)
Lineage: Eukaryota; Metazoa; Chordata; Actinopteri; Cypriniformes; Cyprinidae
Gene: pgfa
Product: placental growth factor a
Exons: 7
Coding region: 448-960 (170 amino acids)
Biological process (GO): vascular endothelial growth factor signaling pathway; response to hypoxia; positive regulation of endothelial cell proliferation
Cellular component (GO): membrane
Molecular function (GO): vascular endothelial growth factor receptor binding; growth factor activity; chemoattractant activity
Source: RefSeq, a predicted model, not a curated record